AGAUUAUGUCAUCCUUAGUCAAAAAGGCCUAAGACCCUUAUGAAUAAUUAAUCAAAGUGCUCUUGUUGGGCAACUCUGGAGUCGGCAAAACCCAGAUUCUCCUCAGAUACUGCGAUAACAACUUCAAAACAGGAUAUAUGUGUACAAUUGGUAAUCGAUUGUCCACUAUCAUUUAAUAGGAGUGGAUUUCAAAAUUAAGAAACUCUAGGUCGAUGAAAAAAUGGUUAAGAUGCAAAUAUGGGAUACAGCUGGACAAGAGAAAUAUCAGACCCUUACUCAGAAUUUCUACAAAGGAGCCAUGGGCAUUCUAUUGGUUUUUGCACUCAACAACAAGGAUUCUCUGAGAGACAUUGACAAGUGGAUGAAUUAAAUUAAAUAGCAUGCUAGUGAAAACAUCAUUAAAGUCUUAAUAGGUAUCUAUCGCCAUAUCAAUCAUAGGAAACAAGGCCGAUAUCAAGGAGAGAUGCAUUUCAAAUGAGGAGGCUCAAUCAUUGGCUGAAAAGUAUGGAAUCCCUUAUUUUGAAACCAGUGCUAAGGAAGGCACCAAUGUCAAUGAAGUAUUUUUGCAAGUUGCCAAAUUGAUUAACCAUCAUCACCAAGAUUAAUAAAAUGGCAAUGCUAAUAAAGUGCUUUCAAUUCAUUAAGACGAAAAAAAAGUGGAUUCCUCCUGUUGCUGA
Molecule: messenger RNA, 677 nt
Organism: Paramecium octaurelia
Lineage: Eukaryota; Ciliophora; Oligohymenophorea; Peniculida; Parameciidae
Source: the annotation of a GenBank genome assembly